This is a messenger RNA of Amblyraja radiata (thorny skate), 4356 nucleotides long. It is a transcript of the gene asb1, whose product is annotated as ankyrin repeat and SOCS box containing 1. Gene Ontology annotation, cellular component: ubiquitin ligase complex. The transcript is spliced from 4 exons. Lineage: Eukaryota; Metazoa; Chordata; Chondrichthyes; Rajiformes; Rajidae. Gene Ontology annotation, molecular function: protein binding. The record is from RefSeq and is a predicted model, not a curated record. Gene Ontology annotation, biological process: ubiquitin-dependent protein catabolic process; protein ubiquitination; intracellular signal transduction. The coding region runs from base 212 to 1297 and encodes 361 amino acids.
AUGAGCUUCACAAAAGAAUAAGAUGCAUGAGUUAUAUGUGUAUGGGUUUUCACAGCCUGUGUUGUGCUCGGGGUCGCGCAGCUGCAGAGGCCCCAGUGGGCGGGACGGGACGGGACGGGACGCGGGCCCGCGCCUCAGGUACCGAGAUAGCGGCCACCAAAGGGCGGCCACGGUGUAAAGGAGGGGGAGAGGACACUUCACCAUCACCAUCAUGUCGGAGCGACAGGGCGUCAAGGGCUGCAGUGGCGCCGCCGCAGCCGAGGAGCGGGGGGAGGAGGAGGAGGAGGAAGAUGCGGCGGCGGCGGCGGCGGCUGCCGGUGCCAGGGCCGGCCGCGACCUAAAGGAGUGGCUGCGGGAGCAGUUCUGCGACGGGGCGGCGGAGGACGGCACGGUGGACACCCGGCUGCACGACGCCACCUACGUGGGGGACCUGGCCACCGUCGCCGCCCUGCUGAAGGAGGACCACUUCAGGAGGAGAAUCAACGAGAAGUCGGUCUGGUGUUGUGGCUGGCUGCCGUGCACUCCCCUGCGCAUUGCUGCCACUGCGGGCCACGCUGACUGCGCGGAUUACUUGCUCAAGCAAGGAGCUGAGGUGGACUUGGUUGAUGUCAAGGGACAGACUGCGCUGUACGUGGCUGUUCUGAAUGGCCAUUUGGAAUGUACCCGCAUCCUCGUAAAGGCAGGUGCUGACCCGAAUGGAAGUUGCCACCACCGCAGCAAGCCUGUGUAUCAUGCCUCCCGUGUGGGCAGAGCGGACAUCCUCAAAGAACUAAUCAAAUAUGGUGCUAAUGUUGAUGUUGAUCAUCAUUUAGCCAGUCGCGUCUCAGCACCUGCUGCUCGAAGAUUUACAUCACUAGGAGUGUGCCCACUCUAUAUCAGUUCUGCCUAUCAUCAUCUCCAGUGUUUCAAGUUGUUACUGAAAGCCGGAGCUAAUCCCAAUUAUAACUACUGGGGACAGGUGGAUGUUAAGGCCUUUCCCAGGGCUUCGCCCACCUGCAUUCUGGAUGCGGUCCUGCGGCAUGGAUGUGAUGUACAAUUUGUAAAAUUUUUGAUCGACUUUGGUGCUAACCUCAACCUGGUUAACUGGGAGGGCUUGGAUGCUGAAACAAUGGGCCGCAUGAAGGUGAAGGAGGAGGCCUUGCAGUUCUUCAGAGCAGCAAAAGGUACUCCUAGGACAUUGACCUCUUCCUGCCGCGUAGUCAUUCGCAGAGCCCUGGGGAAGUUUCGUCUUGAUCUGAUCCAAACACUGCCUAUACCAGACACGGUCAAAAUCUUCCUGUUACAUGAAGACACCUGAAUGAGGAUCACAUCUUGCUGCUCUGCAGGAUUUCUGUUGGAUUGAAACUUCACUGUGCUAAUCUGGGGCAGCACUAUCACAGGAAAUUCUGGUUUCUGCCUCACUAAUAUGAUGUAAUGUAUCUUUGAGAGCGAUGUUUUGCUUUCCUGUUCUUUAUUCUCCAUGUAAUAGUUCAAAUGAUUUGUCCUGUUAUGAUUCAUGGAAUUCUGCAUUCAUGGCAUUUGUAAAAAGAACAAACAAUUCACAAAGAAAUGGCCAUGUCCUCAAUCAACAACAAUGUCGGCAUAAAACAAGCCUGGAAUAAUAUCCAGUAUCUCUUGGCGAAUUUAAGGCAUCAAUCAAUCUUCGUAACAUUAGGUAGGUUAAUCAAACUAGUCGCUGAAAUCCUCAUUGAAUUCCUACCUUUUUUCUUGUUGAUAACAAAAAGGAUAUUUUGGAAUUUUCCGUGAGUACAUACCUGGUGGAAUAAGCAGAGUGAUUUCACUUGUGAUAAGCAGAGGCAUUAGCUGUAACGUUACCUAUAGAAACAUAGAGACAUAGAAAAUAGGUGCAGGAGUAGGCCAUUCAGCCCUUCGAGCCUGCACCGCCAUUCAAUAUGAUCAUGGCUGAUCAUCCAACUCAGUAUCCCAUCCCUGCCUUCUCUCCAUAUCUUUUAUCUGUUCUACAUUGGGAUGAAUCCCAAUUCAUUUUACAUGAACUUCCAAAAGAUUGAAAAUGGUGUAGGUAUAAUUAAUUAAACUAAUGGAACAAUGUACGGUUUCCUCUGAAAUGUUUUACAAAAGCACUGUUAGAAGUGGGGCAACAUAUUGCUUACUCCCUGAUGACUUUGGUUUGAGCUGAGCAACAGCAAUUGGAUAAAACUCUUGUUCUGUCAGGUCAAAUACAGCAAGUUAUCAUCUUUUUUUAUUAUUGUGUAUUCACAGGAAGUGACUAUUAUUGGUAAGGCUAGUAUUUAUCUGCUUGCAUGGUUUGGGAGUUGAAUGUAACCUUUGUUCCAUCUUGAAGAAAUCUGCAGUUUGUGUUGAAGUUUUGACAAUUUUUCUUAUAGCAUGUUGGCCGACUUGGUUGUACUCACUAGACACAGUACAUAAUGAAUGCUUCUUCCAAGUCAUGGCAUAGCUGGUCCACCAAAUUAAUUGUUCAGCUACUUGUCACAAAUGAUGCAGAAAUUAGGAAUCAGUGUUUGUUUUUGUUAGGUAUGCACAUGGCAAUGAGAUGCUUUGGGUAUUAGGUGCCACAGUAGAUUUAUCCAUUAGAUGUAAUGAUGGACACAUAGUUAUGAUGAUUUGUUGAUAUGCUCUUGCUAAAAGUACUGAGCAUGGCUAUCUACCUUGAGUUAUUGUCACACAUUAGUUCUUUUUUAGCUUAACCUGUGAUUUAUACCUCUUAAUGCUCUCUGGUUUAUUCAUUUACCACUGUAGUAAUUCCUCGAUUUACAAAGGGUUCUGGAAAAUGUUUCAUUAAAUUAAUAAGAAAAACCUUUUGGAUUUUCAAAAUUUUGCUUGAAGAUACACAUUUGGGUUGUGUUACAGAACUUACAAUUAAAACAAUCUACAAUGAUUGGAAAUAAAAUAUAAUUUAACGUGUAAGAUAAUGACAAAUAAUGUCCCUUUUUAGGUUGAAGUUGAAGUGGUAGCUCUGAUUGUUGGAAUGGUGGAAGGGAGGUGAGAAGUUGAGGUGUUACUGGUGUUCAUUUGCUGCUGCUGGUGAAUCUGGGUUCAGUAGACAUUGUGACAUUGAUGCAAGGAUUAUUUUGCGUGACUUUUCCUGGCUGGUUGAAGAACAAGGCUUUAAGGAGUUUUCAGUAAAAAUCUGGUUGGCUAUCCUUUCUCACCAGAUAAAGUUCCUUACGGCAAAUGGUGGGGGUGGUUUGUGUUGCUUGGCUUUUGUUCCUCUUGAGAUCCCUGUUGCUUGAGCGCUAAUAUCUUAUUUUUAGCUCUGCAGCAUAAGAUUCCAUCGUUUGCCAUGUCACAUUGAUCUACUUCAAAUUGAUUGCCAACUUGACAAUAUUUUCUCUGAGAUUUUUCAGGUUUGUUAACCAUUACUGUUGCCUAGGUUAUAUUUUCCCAAGAGAUACUGUUGUAGUCUUUGGCUAUCUUGAUAUUGUACCUCGUCCCAAAUUUCCAGAAUGGUUUGUUUGCCUUUGCAGUUCAACUCCAAAAUGGGAUACCUCAUUACAGGCUACAGUUAACAAGCCUAGAAGGUAAUAGUAACCACCUUUUGUAACAGCAGAGUGGUGUUAGGGAUACUGUAACUAUCUGGAUGUUACCAGCCCUUUCCUGCUUAUGCAUUGCCAACAAUGAACAAGGCUUUGCCUCACACAACAGGAUUCAGUGAAGUGAGAGAGAAAUGAAGUAAUGUAAUCUUGGAAUAACAAGGUUUGUCUUUUUUUUUGUUGCAUUGCUACAUCACUAGAAGAUUAGUUGCUGAAUAUUCCUCUAGAGCCCUCAGAUUUUCUGCGUGAUAGACUAAGGGAGACUAAAGUUCACAGUUGCCCUCAAGGAGACUGUAAGUCCAAUGAGAAAUGUCAGUGAUCUUUCACUGUCAUAAAGUCUGGAACAUUUUUCUCGUGCCUUAAAUGAACAGAUGUGAGGACAUUCUCUUCCAAAGGAGCCCUUUCUCAUCCACAUUAAAUACUUGUUUAGGAGAGAGGACAGCAUCCUCAAUAAUUAAUGUUGGCUCCUUGGAAUGAUUUUCUACAAGCAGACGUUUAAUUGUUUAUUCAUUUCUUACAUCAUUACAUGUCUUUCCUUCAUAACAGGCAAUGCGCUUUCUGGAUACAAAGUGGUAUUUUGUCCAGGUUUUAAGGAUUUUGAUUGAAUGACCAGUAAACAUUCAUCCUUUUUUCACUUCUAUAACUUGGAUUCGGCAUGGUAUUAAAGCAAAUUUGUUGCUUAGAACAACUGCUGGAUGUUUUGAUGCCAUCUUCAAGGUUGCACAAAAUAAAUUCCAUUAAAUCAUUGCAAUCUCUUUAGAGUGCAUUACGGGCAAAGACUUUUGUAUUAUUUUCUACAGCAAACAGUAAUUCCAUAAAUUAAAGACACAUAACCCCCAAAGAG